This is a messenger RNA of Trichomonas vaginalis G3, 2631 nucleotides long. Its product is annotated as ATP binding. Gene Ontology annotation, biological process: protein refolding; cellular response to unfolded protein. Bases 1 to 2631 code for a protein of 876 amino acids. The record is from RefSeq and is a predicted model, not a curated record. Gene Ontology annotation, cellular component: cytoplasm. Lineage: Eukaryota; Parabasalia; Trichomonadida; Trichomonadidae. The transcript has a single exon. Gene Ontology annotation, molecular function: ATP hydrolysis activity; heat shock protein binding; ATP binding.
AUGACUGAAAAAGAGAAACCCCAACAGCCGCCGGUUUAUAUUGGUAUAGAUUUAGGUACAACAUAUUGUAGUGUAGCUAAAUAUGAAAAUAAUAAGCUGGAAACCAUUGAAUUCAAUGGAACUAGCACCAUUCCAUCAAGAGUCUACUACGGCGAAUUCAAUUCAGUUGGCUAUCAAGCUCAACAACAAAUGAAAUUCAAAGAUAAGAUCAAGAAUGUUGUUUAUGAUAGCAAAAGAAUGCUUGGCAAAUCUUACGACCAGAUUAAGGAAGAUAUUCCGAACUGGACAUUUGAUGUCAUAGAAAAAGACUCAAAACCCGUAAUCAAACUAGAUGGAGACAGAGAAAUAUUCCCAUAUCAAGUUUCUGCAACAAUCCUUGAUUACCUUCGUCAACAACUUGAAAAAAAGGGUAUCCCGUUAGAUAAUGUUAUCAUUACAGUUCCUGCUAAUUUUGAUGAAGCAGAAACCACGGAUGUCAGGAAUGCAAUAAAAAUUGCCAAAUUCCCUCAUCCUGAAAAAGUUACAUUAAUCAAGGAACCUUCUGCUGCUUCCAUUUGCUUUGUACACACAGCUAGUACAGCCAAUGCUCGCGCCCUCAUUUACGAUUUCGGUGGCGGCACGUUUGAUCUUUCACUUGUUGAAAUCAAAGGAACAACAAUUGAAGUGAAAGAUAAUCAUGGCGAUCCCCACUUAGGCGGUCGUGACAUUGAUAAUAAAAUUGUUGAUUUAGUUGUUCAGAAAAUCAAGCAACAAUAUUCAAUUGAUGAUCAAGAAAUAGAGAACAUCAAAUACAGUAUUUUGGAGGAAGCAGAAAAGACAAAGAAGGUUUUUUCACCAAGUUUCAGAAUACAGAAGAUAUCCAUCCAAAGUACAGCUAAAGAAAUUCUCGAAGUCACAAUGACCUGCAGAGAAUUCGAACAAAUACUUGAUCCAUUGGUUGACAAGACAAUUGCAUUAGUCGAAGAAAUUCUUAAAAGAAAUGGUGGAAUAGAUAAACUUGACAACAUCAUUCUCGUUGGCGGAUCAUCACUUAUCUAUUACGUGAGAGAUAAACUUGAAGAGAAAUUCGAAGGUAAAAUAUUGGAUUCAGUCAAUCCUUUGAACGCUGUCGCACUUGGAGCAGCUUAUAAAUCUUACCUUGAAUUUAAGCCAAAGAAAGUCUCAGCACCGGUUCUAUGUGUAGAUCCACAACCUGCAGCACCAACUCCACAAGCACCUCCACCAAAUGUUGGACCAACUCCACAACCAAAUCAAUUUAAUGCUGCAAUAACUCCACAACCAAAUCAAUUUGAUGCUACAACAACUCCACAACCAAAUCAAUUUAAUGCUGCAAUAACUCCACAACCAAAUCAAUUUGAUGCUACAACAACUCCACAAACGAAUCAAUUUAAUGCUGCAAUAACUUCACAACCAAAUCAAUUUAAUGCUACAACAACUCCACAACCAAAUCAAUUUAAUGCUGCAAUAACUUCACAACCAAAUCAAUUUGAUGCUACAACAACUCCACAAACGAAUCAAUUUAAUGCUGCAAUAACUUCACAACCAAAUCAAUUUGAUGCUACAACAACUCCACAAACGAAUCAAUUUAAUGCUGCAAUAACUUCACAACCAAAUCAAUUUGAUGCUACAACAACUCCACAAACGAAUCAAUUUAAUGCUGCAAUAACUUCACAACCAAAUCAAUUUGAUGCUACAACAACUCCACAAACGAAUCAAUUUAAUGCUGCAAUAACUCCACAACCAAAUCAAUUUAAUGCUGCAAUAACUCCACAACCAAAUCAAUUUAAUGCUGCACCGACAUCUCAAGCAAGUAAAGAAAUUCAGAGAACAACUUCAACAAAUGCUGUUGGAAAUCAACAACAAUCUGCACCAAGAUAUUCAGGAAUUGUGCGGGCAAAUUCAACGAAUAGUGUAGGAAGUUCACAAUCAACUCCACCAGACGCUGAAGCUCCAACAAAUGAAAUUGUCCAGUAUGAUUGUGUUUCUAUUUCAUAUGGAUUGAGGAUAAGACAAGAGAGAUAUUAUAAAUUCUAUCCAAUGAUUAAGAAAGGAACAAGACUUCCAGCAGGUCCAGUCAAGAAAACAUUCAAAACAGUUGAUGAUUAUGUGGAUUCGAUCGAUUUGAGAAUUUUCCAAGGCAAUGAACAAGAUAUCGAAAAGUGCAAGGAGAUCGGAAAAUAUCUAAUCACAGGCCUUGAAAAGAAGAAGAAAGGAGAGGAACAUGUCGAAAUUACAUUCAUGGUUGAUGAGCAAAACAUAUUGCACCUUUAUCAUUCAAUCAAAGGCAAAGAAAACGAUGCUCAUGAAGAAAAAUACAAUCUCACAGAACUAGAGAACAAACAUGCAACUCUUACAAAUGAACAGAUCGAACAAGCUCGUUCAAUCACAGGAAUGGAUAAAAAAGAUCCAGAAAAUGAACUCCAAGAGUUAGAAGACGUAUUUACUGAAUACCGUUCAAAAGUAAGAGGAGGAAAAUAUCCAGAAGCAUUAAAGGAAGUCAAAAGCAUUAUAGACGUGAUAAUAGAUGCAUAUAAUAUUGAAGAUACAAAAGAAAAAAUCGAAAAAAUUGAAGAAAUCAAAAAGAAAAAGGAAAAAUUUGUUGAACAAUAUCGUGAAAUUAUUGAAAACUAA